AUGCAUCGUCUUUUUGCUGAGCUGGAGCCAUCUUUAAUCGUCACAGAGCAAAACCUGGCAGACCGAGUUCGGUAUAUCUUGCGCUCAAAUAUAUUUGAUGUCGCCGAACUCGAACGGCUACGACGUGAGGCUGUUCCCUCGUCGGAUGAGAAUGCUACGGCUGAGGAUGCGGCGCCACAAAUGGUAGAGCAACCCGCAAACGUGGAUGCCGCCGUGAAUACCCCAGUUGUGGUUGAUUCAAACGAUGAUGGAACAGUCGCCCAGGAACUGGAAUUAGAGCAUAUGAGGAGUAUAUUGGAAGAGGCGAUUGUGAAACGCGCAGUACGCCUCUCGAAAAUCGACCGCGACUUCCCCCGCAUAGCCCUAAGCAAGCGGAAUCGGGCUGUCGUGAGGGCUCUGAACCCAAUGCUGGUUACCUAUUUGGAAGCCAGCCGGGACCUUUGCGAGACGGACUCAAUUCUUUUUGGCGCCGCGCUGGCAGUCUGCCGUAUCAUAGGCGCCGAGGUUUCCACGGAUGGACGCGCUACUGGCCAUAGUAGCGCUAUCCCAGCAUGGAGAAGAAGAAUUGAGGAACGUAUCGCAAAGGCUAGAGCUCUCAUCGGCAGACUGAUAUGCUUCAGAUCAGGCAACAACAGGCCAAGAAUUGUGCGCACCGUCAGGAUGGCGUUUGCUGGGACAAAUGUCAGUUUGUCCCAGCCGGAUAUAACGCAAAAACUGACGGAGCGCAUAGAUGAUCUGAAGCAGAGAAUCGCUGCUUGGGGAAAGCGGAUUCGGCGAUAUACCGAGAGGUCGACACGGUUCAACCAGAAUCGUCUCUUCCAGAGUGAUCAGAAGAGGCUCUAUGAAUCAUUGGAGCGACCAAUGGUAAGUGGAACGGGUCCAGCACCGGAUCAGGCCGACACUGUAGCAUUCUGGCGCGGCCUGUGGUCAGAGCCCGUAAACCACAGCGAGGGCCCUUGGACGGAAGUUGUGGCGAGUCAGUGUGCGGGUAUUACGCCCAUGGACCCCGUCAUCAUAACGCCGGAUGACGUAGCUGAGGCGGUUCGUAGGGCCCCGAACUGGAAAAGUCUGGGGCUUGACGGGCUGCAUCACUACUGGCUGAAGGGGUUCAUGUGUUAUGAUGACAGUAAAUAUUUCUGUAACGUAGAGGUACUUCAACUGGUGAUAAGGAAUUCCAUAUUACCUAUCAACCGUUAA
This is a messenger RNA of Parnassius apollo (apollo), 1197 nucleotides long. The record is from the annotation of a GenBank genome assembly. NCBI's taxonomy places the organism in Eukaryota, Metazoa, Arthropoda, Insecta, Lepidoptera, Papilionidae.